GCGCAGCCUUCGACGGCUCGGCUCUGGCGCAAUUGGCAUGCGCUUGGCAGAGUGAGCUAGUUCAGAACACCAAGCUGCAAGAUGCGGAAAUUGAAGCACCAUGAGCACAAGCUGCUCAGAAAAGUUGACUUCCUGCAAUGGAAGAAUGAGCACAACCAGCGGGAGCUGCAGGUGAUGCGGCGGUACCACAUCCAGGACCGUGACGACUACUCCAAGUACAACAAGGUGUGCGGCAUGGUGACCAAGCUGGUGGCCACCUUGAAGCGGCUGGAUGCGCGCGACUCCACCCGCAUCGAGCUCACAGACCAGCUGCUGGACAAGCUGCACAACAUGGGGGUGAUCACCACUAAGAAGAGCCUGGUGCAGCUGGAAAAGCUGAGCACCGCGUCCUUCUGCCGCCGCCGCCUGUCGGUCAUCAUGGUGCGCCUCAAGAUGAGCGAGACGCUGCGCGAGGCGUGCACCUUCAUCGAGCAGGGACACGUGCGGGUGGGGCCCGACACAGUCACCGACCCCGCCUUCCUGGUCACGCGCAGCAUGGAAGACUUUGUGACAUGGGUGGACACCAGCAAGAUCAAGCGCAAGGUGCUGCGGUACAACGACAAGCUGGACGACUUUGACAUCAUGGUGGGGUGAGGGCAGGAGGCCUGGCCCUGGCCCCGCCCGACCUGACGCAAAUCUGGGGGCCGCCUGGCAAGAUGCCGCCAGCGCACAUCUCCACCCAGAGGUGCUGCCUUGAUUUCUCUGUGUGCACACUUUUAUGCGUCCACCUUGCUGCUCCUUCCUGACGCUGUUCUGCUUCUGCGUUUCGUCUGUCUGCUUGUUGCUCCCCUGCUCUCCUGUCCGGCUCGCUCUCUGCUGCCGUCGCGGUUCGCCGCCACCGUUCCUUUCUGCCCUGACUUUUGACCUACACUGUAUGGACACUUCAACACCAGCCCUUUGAGAAUGCUUU
Molecule: messenger RNA, 949 nt
Organism: Chlorella variabilis
Lineage: Eukaryota; Viridiplantae; Chlorophyta; Trebouxiophyceae; Chlorellales; Chlorellaceae
Exons: 6
Coding region: 82-633 (183 amino acids)
Biological process (GO): rRNA processing
Cellular component (GO): small ribosomal subunit; Mpp10 complex; small-subunit processome
Molecular function (GO): structural constituent of ribosome; rRNA binding; snoRNA binding
Source: RefSeq, a predicted model, not a curated record